Molecule: messenger RNA, 1827 nt
Organism: Setaria italica (foxtail millet)
Lineage: Eukaryota; Viridiplantae; Streptophyta; Magnoliopsida; Poales; Poaceae
Product: premnaspirodiene oxygenase
Exons: 2
Coding region: 203-1738 (511 amino acids)
Molecular function (GO): oxidoreductase activity, acting on paired donors, with incorporation or reduction of molecular oxygen; iron ion binding; heme binding
Source: RefSeq, a predicted model, not a curated record
AGAGAUUCAGGGGCCAUGAAUGGCAUAGAAAUUGCGUGAUCCGAUCCGGACACAACCAAACAAUGCAACUAACCUCCCGAAUCACUGAACGACGCAUAACUCAAGAGUACACGGCUUGGUUCAAGAACUGAAGCUCUCUACAAUUCGAUCUCCUACCUCCCCGAGGACGAGGAGGAAUCCUCCAUUCUCGAUUCAAGCCGCCAUGGCCUCCGAGCUCCCGCUGUACCUCCUGCUUCUCGCGGCCCUCCUCGCCGCCCCCCUCUUCUUCCUCUUCGCCACCAAGUGCGCACGAACGCCACGCGGCGGCGCGCGGCCGCUCCGGCUCCCGCCGGGCCCGUGGGCGCUCCCCGUCAUCGGCCACCUGCACCACCUCGCCGGCGCGCUCCCGCACCGCGCCAUGCGCGACCUGGCCCGGCGGCACGGCCCGCUCAUGAUGCUCCGGUUCGGCGAGGUCCCCGUCGUGGUGGCCUCGUCCCCCGCCGCGGCGCGCGAGGUCAUGCGGACCCACGACGCGGCGUUCGCGUCGCGGCCCAUGGGCCCCAUGUCGCGGCUCUGGUUCCAGGGAGCCGACGGCAUCCUCUUCGCGCCCUACGGCGACGCCUGGCGCCAGCUCCGCCGCGUCUGCACCCAGGAGCUCCUCAGCGCCCGACGCGUCCAGGCCUUCCGCCCCGUUCGCGAGGACGAGCUCCGCCGCCUCCUCCGCGCCGUCGCAGCCGCCUCGGCGGCCGGCCGGCCGGUCAACCUGACGGAGACGAUCUCCACCUACAUCGCAGACUCCACGGUGCGCGCCAUCAUCGGCAGCCGCCGGCUCAAGGACCGCGACGCGUACCUCCAGAUGCUCAAGGGCCUCUUCGGCAUCAUGCCCGGGAUGAGCCUGCCGGACCUCUUCCCGUCCUCGCGCCUCGCCAUGCUCGUCAGCCGCGCUCCCGCCCGGAUCCAGGCCUACCGCCGCCGCAUGAGGCAGAUCAUGGACGGCAUCAUCCAGGAGCACCGGGAGAGGGCGGCGGCCGCCGGCGACGGCGACGACGAGGAGGACUUUGUCGACGUGCUCCUCAGGCUUCAGAAGGAAGUGGACUCCCAGUUCCCGCUCACGACCGAGAACAUCAAGACCGUCAUGCUGGAUAUAUUCGGCGCGAGCACGGAGACGUCGGCGACGACGCUGGACUGGGCGAUGGCGGAGCUCCUGCGGAACCCGGGAGCCAUGGAGAAGGCGCAGCGCGAGGUCAGGGAAGCACUCGCCGUCGCCGGGCACGACACGGUAACGGAGGAUAGCCUGGGCGACCUGCACUACCUGAGGUUCGUCGUCAAGGAGACGCUCCGGCUGCACCCGCCGGCGACGAUGCUGGUCCCACGGCAGUGCCAGAGCCCGUGCCAGGUGCUCGGGUUCGACGUGCCGGCGGGCAUCACGGUGCUCGUGAACGCGUGGGCGGUCGGCAGGGACCCGGAUCACUGGGACGAUCCGGAGAGGUUCUUGCCGGAGAGAUUUGAGCGGAGCAUGAAGGACUUCAAGGGCGCGGACUUCGAGUUCAUACCGUUCGGCGCCGGGCGGCGGAUCUGCCCCGGCAUGACGUUCGGGCUGGCUCAUAUCGAGCUCGCGCUCGCGGCGCUGCUGUUCCACUUCGAUUGGGCCUUGCCGGGUGGGGUAGCGGCUGAGGAGCUCGACAUGACCGAGGCGUUCGGGAUUGCAACACCUCGGCGUUAUGACCUCUUGGUUGUCGCAACCUCUCGUGCCCUAUAGUUCGAUCUAUAUUUGAUGGUUAAAAUUAAUAAUUUGAUUUAUGAUAAAAAAUUAAAUAGACUUAUAUUUAAAAUCGUCGGCGAGAGUAA